ACGGCGCCGCCGCCAGUACUCGCUCAGCAUGGUGGCCGCUCCCGCCUCGCCGCCAACUUCCGCGGCACUCCUCUGCCUCGUUCUGACCGGUGCCCUGUCCGCACCAUACAGUAACUGGAAUUCCUUAUUCACUGAACAGACAUCAGAUGCAGGGCGAAGAGUUACUUCCAGCACAAGCAACAACAAUAAUUCACCCACUGGAUCCACAAUGGCUAAUUACUCAGUGUCAUUUGUUCCUCUAUUUAGUGUACUGGCAAACUUAAUACCUAGAUUUUUUGGAAGAUUCAAUCAAGUUUCAAAUGCUGCUAGAAAUAUUGAUGUUGUUGAGGCUAGAAAAAAUACCCGCAGCAGCAAACCAAGCAAAUUCAUAUGUACGAUGCACAUGGAGGGCAGACAUCGUGAUCCUAACGAUGUUCACCAGUUUUAUCUCUGUGAACCUGACCUCAAAUACAACCAGAGAUGCAGCACAUUAAUAAAUGCACGAUCAAAUGAUAUGGUGCAGAAUGAUGAAAAUACAGGACUCCACACAGAUGAUUCUGAAGUCAUGCUAGGCAGCUACAGGACAGGCUGCUUCGCUGUGAAAAUCUUCAGAUGCAGACGUAACUUUGUAUACAGUGAUGACGAUAAAAGAUGUAUCCCAGAGAAUGGAUAACACUUGGUCAAAAUUGUGAACAUUUGUGUAAAUAGUAAAAAUUUGUAAAUAAAAAGCAACAAAACAUUAA
Molecule: messenger RNA, 722 nt
Organism: Schistocerca gregaria
Lineage: Eukaryota; Metazoa; Arthropoda; Insecta; Orthoptera; Acrididae
Exons: 5
Coding region: 29-652 (207 amino acids)
Source: RefSeq, a predicted model, not a curated record